Messenger RNA from Hibiscus syriacus, 3121 nucleotides. RefSeq names its product dynamin-2B-like. Gene Ontology annotation, cellular component: membrane; microtubule; cytoplasm. The transcript is spliced from 22 exons. Gene Ontology annotation, molecular function: microtubule binding; GTPase activity; GTP binding. Bases 228 to 2969 code for a protein of 913 amino acids. The record is from RefSeq and is a predicted model, not a curated record. Lineage: Eukaryota; Viridiplantae; Streptophyta; Magnoliopsida; Malvales; Malvaceae.
CCGUCAUUUUUAUUAUUUCUUCAUUAUUUCCAUCUAUUUCGCUGAAAGAAAUCGAAAUUUGAACUUACGAAACCGAACAAAUAAAAAGAAUCGAAUCCAUUUUCUUCAAAAAAAAAUACUACAGGAAAAGUGAAAUUCAUAAAUAAAUCUAGGGUUUCUCCUCCCCUGAUUUUCUAGAUCUUUUAAAGCUUUGAUCUCUUUGUUUUUGUUACCGUAAUCAAAGGAAAAUGGAGGCGAUCGAAGAACUGUCGGAGCUUUCGGAAGCGAUGAGGCAAGCGGCUGCUGUACUAGCCGAUGAAGACGUCGACGAGACAUCCUCGUCGACCUCUAAACGCUCAUCCACUUUCCUAAACGUCGUAGCUUUGGGAAGUGUUGGGGCUGGUAAAUCUGCUGUCUUGAACAGUCUAAUUGGACAUCCUCUUCUGCCAACUGGUGAAAACGGUGCCACUAGAGCUCCCAUCACUGUUGAUUUGGCUAGGGAUAGUUCUUUAAGCACUAAAUCAAUCAUCUUGCAAAUUGACAAUAAAUCUCAACAGGUUUCUGCAAGUGCACUUCGGCAUUCUCUGCAGGAUAGGUUAAGCAGAGGUUCAUCAGGCAGGAGUCACGAUGAAAUAUAUCUGAAGCUUCGUACCAGUACAGCCCCACCACUAAAGUUGAUUGAUUUACCUGGACUGGAGCAAAGAAUUAUGGAUGAAUCAUUGCUCCGUGAGUAUGUUGAACAUAAUGAUGCUAUUUUGCUCGUUAUUGUUCCUGCUGCUCAGGCACCAGAAAUUUCAUCAUCUAGAGCCCUCAGGAUAGCAAAGGAAUUUGACUCAGAAGGUACCAGAACUGUUGGCAUUAUUAGUAAAAUUGAUCAGGCUGCUUCAGACUCAAAAGCCCUUGCAGCAGUUCAGGCUCUUUUGUCAAAUCAGGGGCCACCUAAAACUUCUGAUAUCCCAUGGGUUGCUCUAAUUGGUCAAUCAGUUUCCAUUGCUUCAACUCAAUCUGGAAGUGCUUCAUCUGACAAUUCUUUAGAAAUGGCUUGGAAAGCUGAGAGUGAAAGUCUAAAAUCUAUUUUGACUGGAGCCCCUCAAAACAAGCUAGGGAGAGUUGCUUUGGUAGAUGUACUUGCUGGCCAGAUACGUAACCGUAUGAAACUCAGGCUUCCAAAUCUACUUUCUGGGCUUCAAGGGAAGUCUCAAAUAAUCCAGGAUGAAUUAAGGAGGCUUGGUGAACAAAUGAUUAGUACUGCCGAAGGUACGAGAGCUGUCGCAUUGGAGCUCUGUCGGGAAUUUGAGGACAAAUUUCUGCUACACAUAACGGGUGGUGAAGGAAAUGGUUGGAAAAUUGUUUCUAGUUUCGAGGGCAGUUUUCCCAACAGGAUUAAGCAGCUCCCUUUGGACAGACAUUUUGAUAUAAACAAUGUCAAAAGGGUUGUCCUAGAAGCAGAUGGUUAUCAACCCUAUCUGAUAUCUCCAGAGAAGGGUUUAAGAUCUCUGAUAAAAGGUGUCUUGGAGCUAGCAAAAGAGCCAUCUUGUUUGUGCGUUGAUGAGGUUCAUCGUGUGUUGCUGGAUAUCAUUAGUGCUGCUGCAAAUGCUACACCUGGUCUAGGGAGAUAUGCUCCUUUCAAGAGAGAGGUUGUGGCAAUUGCAAGUGCUGCACUUGAUGGUUUUAAAAGUGAAUCAAAAAAGAUGGUAGUUGCACUAGUGGACAUGGAGCGUGCAUUUGUUCCCCCUCAGCAUUUCAUUCGCCUGGUGCAGAGGCGAAUGGAGAGACAACGACGAGAAGAUGAGGUGAAAAACCGGUCUUCCAAGAAGGCACCUGAUGCUGAGCAGGCAAUUGGUCUUCAAACCGGUGGACAACAAUCUGAAGGAAACUUAAAAUCGUUGAAGGAUAAAUUAAGCAAGAAAGAAAAAGAUGUACCGGAGGGAUCAGCCUUAAAGACUGCUGGACCUGGUGGUGAGAUAACAGCAGGUUUUUUACUGAAGAAAAGUGGAAAAACAAAUGGAUGGAGUAGGCGAUGGUUUGUUUUGAAUGAGAAAACUGGCAAGCUUGGUUACACAAAAAAACAAGAGGAAAGACAUUUUCGUGGUGUCAUUACAUUGGAGGAAUGCAACAUUGAGGAAGUUGCUGAUGAUGAAGGUGGCUCAUCCAAAAGUUCCAAGGAUAAGAAGACAACUGGACCAGAAAAAGAACCCAGUCUUGUAUUCAAGAUUACUAGCAGGAUUCCAUAUAAGACAGUUCUGAAAGCUCAUAGUGCUGUUGUGUUGAAGGCUGAGAGCAUUGCAGAUAAGACUGAGUGGUUAGAGAAGUUAAAAACUGUUGUUGAAUCUAAAGGAGGUCAAGUUAAGGUUGAGUCCAGUCCUCCAAUGAGGCAAAGUCUAUCUGAUGGUUCACUUGAUACAAUGGCAAGAAAACCUGCUGAUCCUGAAGAAGAACUUCGGUGGAUGUCCCAAGAAGUGCGUGGAUACGUGGAAGCUGUUCUUAACAGCCUUGCUGCCAAUGUUCCAAAGGCCGUCGUUCUUUGCCAAGUAGAGAAAGCAAAAGAAGACAUGCUUAUUCAGUUAUAUAGCUCUGUGAGUUCCAUAAGCGACCGUAGGAUUGAAGAACUGCUCAUGGAGGACCAAAAUGCAAAACGCAAGAGGGAGAGAUACCAAAAACAAUCUUCUCUUCUUUCGAAACUUACAAAGCAACUUAGCAUCCAUGACAAUCGAGCUGCUGCCGCCUCCAGCUGGUCUAAUGACAGUGCAGCAGAAAGCAGUCUACGGGCAAGCGGAGCCUCACCAGGUGAUGACUGGAGGAAUGCAUUUGAUGCUGCUGCAAAUGGACCUACAGGUUCAGGUAGAUACGGGUCGAAUGGUCAUAGCCGUCGGUAUAGCGACCCAGAACAGGAUGGGGAUGAGGGUUUAGGUUCAAGAUCCAGCAGCCGUAGGACACCGACUAGGUUGCCACCUGCACCACCACAGUCUGGUCCGUCUUACAGAUACUAGAUAAGAACUUUUAUAUCACUUCCAUUCUUUGCCGGGCAUUUUGAUCUUUGUUCUCGAUCUUAGAUUAUAUUGAGUGGCAUUUGUAGAGUUGAGUUAAAAUUGUUGGAAAAAAGAUUGGGUUGAAAAAAGAAAAGAAAAGAAAAAAGAAGCUC